AUGGCUGACGAUUUGUGCACAAUUUGUCUGGAAUUAAUAUCAGUUGAUGUCGACGGCCGUGAUGUUCGAAUUACUCCUUGUGGGCACAUUUUCCACCACACAUGUAUUCGUCCUUGGUUGAUUGGUCGAUAUGGAAAUAAUCGCGAUACCCGUGGUCCAUUUUGCCCCAAUUGCAAGCGCCGAAUACAAUUCCGCAGCACAAUGCCGUACAAUGUUCCGCAGCCAGCGCAAAACGAAAAUAAUGUAGCGAUGAACGACAAUGGUCAAGCCAGUAAUGAAGGCAUCGAGGUAAAUUCGACGGCACAAGAAGGUAAUGAAGUGGCUGCACCAGCUGAAGAAGUUGAUGUUCAAAAUGGUAACAAUGGGCAGAACGAUGGUGAAGGUGAGGAUCGUGGUAACGUUGGACAGGGCAAUGGUGAAGAAGAAAAUCAUGGUGACGCAGAGGCGGGUGGUAGAAAUGACAAUAUGACCGGAUUCCCGGCUUGGACUUUGCGACGUCGUGGAUCUAUUCAUCGAUUGAUUUACAAACGAUGCAUUAUCUGUGAUCAAGGUUUCCCCACGGACGACAACAAUGACUGUGUGUGCACUUGGUGCCUUAACAAACUUCCAUAA
Molecule: messenger RNA, 612 nt
Organism: Contarinia nasturtii (swede midge)
Lineage: Eukaryota; Metazoa; Arthropoda; Insecta; Diptera; Cecidomyiidae
Product: probable E3 ubiquitin-protein ligase RHC1A
Exons: 2
Coding region: 1-612 (203 amino acids)
Source: RefSeq, a predicted model, not a curated record